Molecule: messenger RNA, 518 nt
Organism: Ectocarpus sp. CCAP 1310/34
Lineage: Eukaryota; Phaeophyceae; Ectocarpales; Ectocarpaceae
Source: the annotation of a GenBank genome assembly
UCCUGAUCGUGUCUGCUGUCCUAAAUACAAGUGAUACCAUCAUCUUCAACACACAUACAUGGGUAUACUAACACUCUAGAGUGUAUCCCUCGAGGGAACCCAUGCUGGAGAUGGGUGGCGCCGAUGUUGCAGCAGAGGCUGCCGACGUCACCACUACUACGCAGGGCAGAGUUGACAACCUGGAGAGCGAAGUUUCAGGCCUGACGGACGAGGUACAGCAGCUGGCAGGGACUCUCCGAGUCUCCCUCGGAAAGUCAGAAAAGGAGGGGGAGUCCGGCGGCGCUGGGGUGGGCGCUGUCGUUACGGGCACUACGUCUGCCCGCGGUCUGCUGGAAGAGCGGCCGCACAACGACGGAAUCACGCCGCCCGCACAGCACGGGGGAAGAAGCUCCAGACCGGGAGCCAGCCUGGUAGUGCCAAGGAUCCGUGCUGGAGUGGACCCGGGCAUAGGACCGGGCAGCGGGGAGGUCAUGGGUCAUCAUCCCAACAGCAGCCUGCUGCGGUGGGCGCUUGCAUAG